Talaromyces proteolyticus is the source of this 564-nucleotide messenger RNA. Its product is annotated as putative glutathione-dependent formaldehyde-activating enzyme. The transcript has a single exon. Gene Ontology annotation, biological process: formaldehyde catabolic process. Lineage: Eukaryota; Fungi; Ascomycota; Eurotiomycetes; Eurotiales; Trichocomaceae. The record is from RefSeq and is a predicted model, not a curated record. Bases 1 to 564 code for a protein of 187 amino acids. Gene Ontology annotation, molecular function: zinc ion binding; S-(hydroxymethyl)glutathione synthase activity.
AUGGCACCCUCCCUGCAUCCUCUCAUCGACAACGGUCUAACCAAAGGCCAACCAAACUUCACAGGCGGCAAACUCCAUUGCCACUGCCCCAGCAACAAAGUCGAAGUAACAUUAGGCUCCAACGUCCUCCACAACCACGCCUGCGGCUGCUCCAAAUGCUGGAAACCAGCCGGUACGCUUUUCUCCGUGAUUGGUGUCAUCCCCGUCGACAAAGUACAGGUUACCGCCAACGGCGACAAGUUGCACGUCGUUGACUCGUCGGCUGUCAUCCAGCGAAACGCAUGCUCGCAGUGUGGUGUUCAUUUGUAUGGGCGUAUCCACGUCGAUCAUCCGUUCAAGGGUCUAGACUUUGUGCAUGUUGAACUUUCGGAUACAAAGGGGUGGCAGGAACCACAGUUUGCAGCCUUUGUGUCUAGUAUUAUUGAGCAAGGGUUCAAUCCGGAGGGAAUCGAUGAGGUUCGUAAUAAGUUCCAGAGCGUUGGGUUGGCAACGUACGACUCGUUGAGUCCGGCUUUGAUGGAUGCAAUUGCUACUUGGACGGCCAAGAAGAAUGGGAAGUUGUAG